Asparagus officinalis (garden asparagus) is the source of this 1196-nucleotide messenger RNA. RefSeq lists its product as uncharacterized. The transcript is spliced from 7 exons. NCBI's taxonomy places the organism in Eukaryota, Viridiplantae, Streptophyta, Magnoliopsida, Asparagales, Asparagaceae. Bases 13 to 1032 code for a protein of 339 amino acids. Gene Ontology annotation, molecular function: ATP-dependent peptidase activity; ATP binding; metalloendopeptidase activity. Gene Ontology annotation, biological process: proteolysis. The record is from RefSeq and is a predicted model, not a curated record.
UUCUUAAGAAAAAUGAGUUUUACUUGCUAUUACCAUGGUUGUUUACUUCGUUUCAGGCCGAGGACAUUGACAAUCAAAGCUGUCAAUCCUACUGAGUCAACUUCGAAAUCUGUUGAGCCUGCGUAUGGACGGUUGCAGAUCCUAGAAAGAGUAGAUGAUUUGCUGCGGAAGGGAAAUGAGAGGGAAGCACUGCUUUUUGUCAAGGAACAGCAGGAGAAUCCUGGUGGUCUAAGGUGCUUUGGAGCAGCGAGGCAGGUGCCGCAGAGACUCUAUACCCUCGAUGAAUUGAAGUUAAAUGGAAUAGAUACAUCUUCUUUCUUGUCACCGGUGGACGUUACUUUAGGUUCAAUUGAGAGAAACCUCCAGUUUGCUGCAGUUUUAGGAGGGCUUUCAGCAUGGUUUGCAUUUGGACUUUCUCAGCUACAGAUAUUGUAUAUAUCAGUGGGAUUACUGUUUUUAUGGUCGGUUGAUUUGAUCUCUUUUGAUGGAGGUGUACGGAAUUUGAUACUUGAUACUAUUGGUCACAACCUCAGCCAAAAGUAUCAUAACAGGGUUAUUCAGCAUGAGGCUGGCCACUUCUUAAUUGCUUACUUGCUUGGAAUUCUUCCAAAGGGGUAUACUUUAUCAAGCUUGGAAGCCUUUAUAAAGGAUCAAUCUCUGAAUGUUCAAGCUGGCACUGCUUUUGUGGAUUUAGAGUUUGUCGAAGAAAUUGAUGCUGGAAAAGUUUCUGCAAAGAUGCUGAACAGUUUCUCAUGCAUAGCACUGGCCGGUGUAGCAACUGAGUAUCUUCUGUUUGGAUAUUCUGAGGGAGGACUUGCUGACAUUUACAAGUUGGAUAGUUUGCUCAAAAGCUUAGGCUUCACACAGAAGAAAGCGGACUCUCAAGUGAGAUGGGCUGUAUUGAACACGGUAUUGCUGCUCCGUCGCCAUGAAAGAGCUCGAUCGAAGCUAGCAGAAGCCAUGGCUUCUGGAAAAUCCGUAGGAUACUGCAUUGAUGUUAUAGAAAAUGAUAUAGAUUUCGAAGAUCUUUGAUAAUCGAUCUAAUUAUAGCUCUUCCAGUGAUUACCAUUUUUUUUCCCUUUUCCCCCUUUAAAAGACCUGUAUCUGUUUUUUUUUUUUGGGAUAAUAUGUAUCUGAGAUUUACUGAUAGUAAAGUAUAAGUAUUAUUAAAAUUCGCGAGCUGCGUUGGAUCGCUA